Messenger RNA from Pseudopipra pipra, 3341 nucleotides. It is a transcript of the gene SHARPIN, whose product is annotated as SHANK associated RH domain interactor. Gene Ontology annotation, molecular function: ubiquitin binding; ubiquitin-protein transferase activity. Lineage: Eukaryota; Metazoa; Chordata; Aves; Passeriformes; Pipridae. The record is from RefSeq and is a predicted model, not a curated record. Gene Ontology annotation, biological process: proteasome-mediated ubiquitin-dependent protein catabolic process; protein linear polyubiquitination; positive regulation of canonical NF-kappaB signal transduction. Gene Ontology annotation, cellular component: ubiquitin ligase complex.
CCGUCGGACCGGGCAGAAGGCCGGAAGUGGCGCGGCCGCUAUGGCGGCGCCCGGAGCGCCCGGGCCGGGCCCUGCCGCGGGCCCUGCCGCGGGCUCUGCCCCGGGCUCUGCCCCGAGCUCUGCCCCGAGCUCUGCCCCGGGCUCUCUCCCGCCUCCUGCCGCGGGGCCGCUCCCGCCGCCGCUCCCGCUGCCUGCCACCGUGCUGAUGGCGGCGCGGGCGCAGCUCGCCGCGCCCUCCCGCCUCCUGCCCGCGGCCGCCGCCGGCGCCGCGCUCCGCCUGCAGCUCAGCGUGGAACCGGCCCCCGGCGGCCGCCGCCGCUUCCGCCUCGGGCUGAGGCUGCCGGAGGCGGGAGGGGGCGCGCCCCUGGCAGAGUUCGACCUGCGGGACGUGUCCUACCGCGUGCGGGGCCCCGCGAGCCACGAGCUGGAGCUGCCGGGACCGGGAUCGGGACCGGGAUCGGGACCGGGACCGGGAUCGGGGACAGGGACAGGGACGGCACCGGGGACGGGCCCGGCCACGGUGACCCUGCGGUUCCCCGAGGAGCGGGAGGCACAGCAGUGGUGGACGGUGCUGAGCAGCUCCCUCAGGGAGGCCCGGAGAGCCUCGGAGGCCCCGGGGGACGCGGGGACAGCCCCGGGGGACACCGGGACAGCCCCCGAGGCCCCGCCCCCGUCCCUACCCGCGGCGGACCCGGAGCAGGACCCGGAGGAGCUGCAGACCCUGGAGCUGGCAGAGAGAGAGGAGCUGUGCCUCCGCCUGGCCGAUGCCAUCUCCGCGGGGGACGAGGCGGUGGCCGCUCAGAGCGCGGCGUUGCUGGCGCGGCACCACACGGAGCUGAGCGUGAGCCUGAGGGACACCAACUACCCCGGGGGGGAGCUCAGCAUGGCCGUGUGGGUGGAAGACGCCACGUCCUCGGCCAACAUCACCCUGCGGGUGCGGCCCCACCUCACCAUCGGCACCCUCAAGGAGCAGGUGUUCCAGGAGCUGGGGUUCCACCCUCGCGUGCAGCGCUGGAUCAUCGGGCAGUGCCUGUGCUCCGACGGGCGCUCCGUGGGCUCGUACGGGGUGCGGCGGGACGGGGACGCCGCGUUCCUGUACCUGCUGUCGGCGGGGGUGGCGGGGCUGACGCGGCACGAGCAGGCCCAGGCGCUGCUGCGGGCCCUGCCCGGGGACGGGGCGGCCAACGGGGACCGAGGGAGCCACGAGAGCCGAGGGAGCCACGAGAACCGAGGGAGCCACGAGAGCCGAGGGAGCCACGAGAGCCGAGGGAGCCACGAGAACCGAGGGAGCCACGCGGGGCCCGCGGUGCCUCUGCUGCUGCUGCUGCUGCUGCUGCUCCUUCCUCCUCCUCCUCCUGCUCCUCCUGCUCCUGCUCCUCCUGCUCCUUCCUCCUGCUCCUUCUCCUCCUCACCUGGGUACGGGCACACUGCCUCCUCCUCCUGCUGCUGCUGCUCCUGCUGCUCCUUCCUCCUCCUCCUGCUGCUCCUGCUGCUCCUUCCUCCUCCUCCUCCUGCUGCUCCUGCUGCUCCUUCCUCCUCCUCCUCCUGCUGCUCCUGCUGCUCCUUCUUGCUCCUUCUCCUGCUCCUGCUCCUUCCUCCUGCUCCUUCUCCUCCUCACCUGGGUACGGGCACAUGGCCUCCUCCUCCUGCUGCUGCUGCUGCUGCUGCUCCUUCCUCCUGCUCCUCCUCCUCCUGCUCCUGCUGCUCCUUCCUCCUGCUCCUUCUCCUCCUCACUGGGGUACGGGCACACUGCCUCCUCCUCCUGCUGCUGCUGCUGCUGCUGCUCCUUCCUCCUGCUCCUGCUGCUCCUUCCUCCUGCUCCUGCUGCUCCUUCCUGCUCCUUCCUCCUGCUCCUUCUCCUCCUCACUGGGGUACGGGCACACUGCCUCCUCCUCCUGCUGCUGCUGCUCCUGCUGCUCCUUCCUCCUGCUCCUGCUGCUCCUUCCUCCUGCUCCUGCUGCUCCUUCCUGCUCCUUCCUCCUGCUCCUUCUCCUCCUCACCGGGGUACGGGCACACUGCCUCCUCCUCCUGCUGCUGCUGCUCCUGCUGCUCCUUCCUCCUCCUCCUCCUGCUGCUCCUGCUGCUCCUUCUUGCUCCUUCUCCUGCUCCUGCUCCUUCCUCCUCCUCCUCCUGCUCCUGCUGCUCCUUCCUCCUGCUCCUUCUCCUCCUCACCGGGGCCGUGUCCCUGACCCAGGGGACCGGUUGGACAUCGGGACGAUCCAGCAGCACCUGGACUCGCUGCAGCUCCGGGACGGCACCGGGACCCCCCCCGGGACCCCCCGCGCCGGGACCGCCCGAGCCCGAGCAGGGCUGGCCGUGCCCCACGUGCACGUUCAUCAACAAGCCGACCCGCCCCGGGUGUGAGAUGUGCAGCUGUGCCCGUCCCGCGGGGUACCGGGUACCGGGGGGGCACCGCCCCGACCCCAUAGAGAGACAGCGGCUCCAGAGGGAGCGGGACGGGGCACGGCAGUGCCAGCAGGCCCUGGAGGCGGAGCGGCAGCAGAACUUCCAGCAGCUGCUGCGAGCGGAGGAGUCGGAGCUGGUGCCGAACCCGGAGCCCCUGGAAUGUGGGAUCUGCCUGCAGGACGUGCCGGCCGGGCAGGGGGUGCUGCUGCGGGACUGCCUGCACAGCUUCUGCAGGGAGUGCCUGCGCCAGGUGAUCAACUACAGCGAGGAGCCGCUGGUGGGGUGUCCCUUCCGGGAUGUCACCUACACCUGUGCCAGUCACCUGCAGGAGAGGGAGAUCCGAGCGCUGGUGUCCCCCGAGGAGCACCGGCGGUUCCUGGAGCGGGGCCUGGCUCUGGCCGAGCGGCGCAGCCAGAACAGCUUCCACUGCCGGGGCCGGGACUGCCCGGGCUGGUGCUUCUACGAGGACGCCGUGAACGAGUUCCCCUGCCCCUUGUGCGGGGCCCUCAACUGCCUCCUGUGCAAGGCCAUCCACGAGGGGCAGAACUGCCGCCAGUACCAGGACGAGCUGCAGCUGCGGGCGCAGCACGACGCGGCCGCGCGGCAAACCAGCGACAUGCUGCAGACGCUGGUGCAGCGGGGGGAGGCCAUGCACUGCCCCACGUGCCGCAUCGUGGUGCAGAAGAAGGACGGGUGCGACUGGAUCCGCUGCACCGUGUGCCAGACCGAGAUCUGCUGGGUCACCCGCGGGCCGCGAUGGGGGCCGGCGGGCCCCGGGGACACCAGUGCCGGGUGUCGCUGCAACGUGAACGGGCAGAGGUGCCACCCCCGGUGCCAGAACUGCCACUGACCCCCCCGGGCCACCCCCGUGGGGACGGGACGGGCACAGGGACCCCCGGGGACCCCGAGGGACGGGACGGGCACAGGGACCCCCG